AUGCGUCCACCCCCAUAUCAGCCAUUUCCUCAGCUGCCGAUUGGAGAAUGGAUCGAUCUAUACAGACGCAAUGAACACCCAGAAGGCCGCCAUUUCGUCAUCCAUCAACACGAUCACCCCGUCGCAGGUCCCCAUUAUGAUCUCCGACUACAGAUCUCAGAGACGAGCUCUGUCAGCUGGGCGAUUAUGUAUGGAAUGCCGGGUGAUCCGAAUAGUAAGCAAUUGAAUCGGAAUGCGACUGAGACUCGCAUUCAUUGUUUAUGGAAUCAUCUUAUUGAGACGGCUUCUCAUAAAACGGGAAGUAUGAUCAUCUGGGAUACUGGCGAAUACGAAGUUCUGCCUUACCCGAUGGAGGAUCCAUCUGCUCCUGAGACGGAUGAUUCAAGGUCUGAGAUCUCCGAUGAGGGAUCUGUUCCUGCAUCUGUUUCGCUGGAAGAGCAGAUGUCUGAUAGCGCAAAGUUGCAAGAAGCAUUCCAAAAUGGCAAAAUCCGACUGCGGUUACAUGGAACCCGUCUACCAAAAGACUACACGAUUUCCCUUCGCAUGGACAAAACCACCAAUUUCCAGAAACCAAUCCGCCAAGGCCUAAAACGGCGCCGACGCCACCAUUCCACACAUACAGUACCACAAGCGCCAUCAACCUCAGACUCGGAAUCGGCUUCACCGCCACCCCCUGAAACCGACCGAACGGCAUCUCCACCUAUAUCAAGAACUCAACAAGACCGAUUAACACCCUCAAAAUCCAAAUCCGAUCCAGAAAACGGUACCCAUUCCGACCACGACCCCGACCUGGACAUCCAACUCAAAAACGCCUAUCCCGGCUCCACAAAUAUCAUAGGCUCGAUCCACCAACGACGCUGGUAUCUCAGUCUGGACCGCAUAAACUCGGGAUUCGAGCCGAGUCCAGAGCAGCAUUUACAAUCUAGUAAGCGGAAGGCGAAGUCGAAGUUCUGGUGCCGGAAGUCCGACGGGGGCUUUGAGCCGUUCCAUGUGCACGGGCCGGAGGUGGAGCGGAGUGUUCUUACGGGGCGAUUAGGACUGCAUGUUCUUGCGGAUGAGGGUGUUCAAGGGUUUGUGCCCAGACGGGGGUGGAGACCUGUCCUGCAUUAG
Molecule: messenger RNA, 1110 nt
Organism: Penicillium canescens
Lineage: Eukaryota; Fungi; Ascomycota; Eurotiomycetes; Eurotiales; Aspergillaceae
Exons: 3
Coding region: 1-1110 (369 amino acids)
Source: RefSeq, a predicted model, not a curated record